Messenger RNA from Pleurotus ostreatus (oyster mushroom), 252 nucleotides. RefSeq lists its product as uncharacterized. The transcript is spliced from 2 exons. The record is from RefSeq and is a predicted model, not a curated record. Lineage: Eukaryota; Fungi; Basidiomycota; Agaricomycetes; Agaricales; Pleurotaceae. Bases 1 to 252 code for a protein of 83 amino acids.
AUGGCUUCUACUAGGCCCUGUGUGCGGUGGAUAACCACUGCGACUGUAAGCAGACCGGUACGGGCGUACGAAAUCCGCGGUUCCAUGAAUAUGAGCACCAGCGCGGGAACGGUCGUGGCCACCAGCAAUUUUUGCAAUGCUGCUUAUCCUAGCGUAUCCUCGGCGCGUAUCCAAAUACCUCCGGCUGCUGCUCAGGACCCUUACCCGGACACAGUCAACCAGAAUGGGAAAUGGUCGCCUCUGGUAACAUAG